AGCAGGGGGAAGCUGCAGGGUUGGGUAUCAGCAUUUCCUGGGACAUACCUGACUGAAGACAGAUUUCUGAGCAGAAGUUUAGAGCAGACCCCAAACACACCAAGACAGAGCCUCCCAGUUGCCAGCUCUUUUCAGAGAACAGAAGAACAUGCUCCAGGCUCAGGAAUCCCUGACAUUUCACGAUGUGGCUGUGGAGUUCACCUCGGAGGAGUGGCAGCUCCUGGACCCUGAUCAGAAGGACCUGUACAGGGACGUGAUGAUGGAGACCUACAGCCACCUAAUGGCCCUGGGAUAUCAAGCCCCCAAACCAGACGCGCUCUCCAAAUUAGAACGAGGGGAGGAACUGUGGAUAGUACAGGAUGAACUCCACUGUCCAGUCUUUCCAGAGCUCAAGCAAGUUGACGAUCCUCUGCAUUAUCACUUGCAAAAUCGAAGCCUUCAGAAUAGUGUGGAACAAUGCUGUGAACAUAAUAUAUCUACAAAUGUUAACCAAAGUGAAGGUCAUUUCCUAUUAAAGCAAAAUCAUGAUAUGUUUGAGAUUUGUGAGAAACCUUUAAAAUCAAAUGUAUGUUUUGAAAACCAAAACAGAAGCUGUAACUUAACUAAUUCUGUUGAGUUGAAUGGAGAUGGGACAGGCAUUCUUGGCAACCAUGAACAAUUUGACACUGAAAUUAAAUUUCCUGUCAAUAUGAAAAACAUCAAUAACAAUGCCCAGGUUAUAAAGCAACAGAGAACUCACGACCUAGAGAAAGCCCACGUAUGUAUUGAAUGUGGGAAAGCCUUCAUCAAGAUAUCUCAGCUCAUUCAGCAUCAGAGAGAUCAUAUUAGAGAGAAAUCUUAUGGAUGCAGUCUGUGUGGAAAAGCCUUCUCCAGAAAAUCCAGGCUCACUGAACAUCACAGAAUUCAUACAAGACUGAAACAGUAUGAAUGCACUGAAUGUGACGAAACAUUCCUCAAGAAAUCACAGCUCAGUAUACAUCAGAAAACUCAGAUGAGCGAGAAGCCUUAUAUUUGUGGUGAAUGUGGGAAAGUGUUCAAAAAGAGGCACCUCAUUUAUCAUCAGCAGACUCAUACAGGAGCGAGACCUCAUGAAUGCAGUCUGUGUGGCAAGACCUUCUCUACAAAGUCUAAUCUGAAGAAACAUGAAAAAACUCAUGUAAGAGAAAGACCUUAUAUAUGCAAUGAAUGUGGAAAGGGCUUCAUCCAGAAGUGUCGUUUUAUUGCACAUUAUCGAACUCAUACAGGAGAGAAACCGUAUUUAUGUAACGUGUGUGGGAAAGGCUUUGCUGUUAUGUACACUCUUACCAUACAUCAGCAAACUCAUACAGGAGAGAAACCCCAUGGAUGCAGUCUAUGUGGGAAGACCUUCUCUACAAAGUCUAAUCUCAGUAAACAUGAGAAAAUUCAUACAAGAGAGAAACCUUAUAUAUGCAGUGAAUGUGGAAAAGGCUUCAUCCAGAAGUGUCACCUUGUUGAACAUCAUCGAACUCAUACAGGAGAGAAACCAUAUAUAUGUAAUGAGUGUGGCAAAGACUUUGCCUUGAUGAACAGUCUUACCAGACAUCAGCAAACUCAUACAGGAGAGAAACCUUACAUAUGUAAUGAGUGUAAGAAAGGCUUCAGCAGAAAGAGCCUUCUCUUUGAACAUCAGCGAACACAUACAGGGGAGAAGCCAUAUGUAUGUAAUGUAUGUGGAAAAGGCUUCACCAUGAAGGGUAAUCUCAAUGUACAUCAGCGAAUUCAUACUUUAGAGAAACCGUAUAUGUGCAAUGAAUGUGGGAAAGGCUUCACUGUGAACAGUUCUCUGAUUUUACAUCAACGAACUCACACAGGAGAAAAACCCUAUGUAUGUAGUGAAUGUGGGAAAGGCUUUCCUGUGAAUAGUUCUCUGAUUUUACAUCAGCGAAUUCACACAGGGGAAAAACCCUAUGUGUGCAGUGAAUGUGGGAAAGGAUUCACUGUGAAACGUUCUCUGAUUUUACAUCAGCGAACUCACACAGGAGAGAAAACCUAUGUAUGUAGUGAAUGUGGAAAAGGUUUUCCAGCGAAGAUGCAGCUGCUUUUACAUCAGCGGUCUCAUACAAGAGAGAAACCAUAUAUGUGUAAUGAGUGUGGGAAAGGCUUCACCACGAUGAACCAUCUCACCACACAUCAGCGAACUCAUACAGGAGAGAAACCCUACAUAUGUAAUGAGUGUGGGAAAGACUUCACCAGGAAGGGUUUUCUCAUCAAACAUCAGCUAACACAUACAGGGGAGAAACCCUUUGUAUGUAGUAUAUGUGGAAAAGGCUUCACCGUUAAGAGUAGUCUCACUGUGCAUCAGCGAAUUCAUACUUUAGAGAAACCAUAUACUUGCAAUCAAUGUGGGAAAGGCUUUACUGUGAAGAGUUCUUUGAUUUUACAUCAGCGAACUCACACAGGAGAGAGAAACCCCAUGUAUGCAGUGAAUGUGGAAAAGGCUUCUCAAGAAAGAUGCAGCUGAUUUUACAUCAACGGUUUCAUACAGGAGAGAGACCUUAUGUAUGUAGUGAAUGCGGGAAAGGUUUUACAGCGAAGAGUCAUCUCAUCAGACAUCAGCAAAAAAUAUAUAGGAGGGGAGCCCUAUGUGUGUAAUGGGUAUA
Molecule: messenger RNA, 2621 nt
Organism: Myotis lucifugus (little brown bat)
Lineage: Eukaryota; Metazoa; Chordata; Mammalia; Chiroptera; Vespertilionidae
Product: zinc finger protein 615
Exons: 4
Coding region: 149-2482 (777 amino acids)
Biological process (GO): regulation of DNA-templated transcription
Source: RefSeq, a predicted model, not a curated record